Molecule: messenger RNA, 4109 nt
Organism: Paramacrobiotus metropolitanus
Lineage: Eukaryota; Metazoa; Tardigrada; Eutardigrada; Parachela; Macrobiotidae
Product: mucin-5AC-like
Exons: 11
Coding region: 359-3796 (1145 amino acids)
Cellular component (GO): plasma membrane
Molecular function (GO): protein binding
Source: RefSeq, a predicted model, not a curated record
UUGCUUGUGCCGUGUGUGACUGUGUUAUAUGAUUGUGUGUGUCUUAAGGAUCCAUCAAAAGAGGUCGAUGUGAUUAGACGAUCGAGCAGGCAGUGUGUUUUUUCUCCAUAAAGCCCCUGCCACUGUUUGCCCUCUUACUGAUCCCCAACCGAUCCGAUCCGUUCCAUCCGGUCAUUUUGGCAUUGGUGGGGGCGCGCACGCACAAUGCCGCUUUCCGCAUGGGAAAGUACAGCGAGCCGGACGUUUACCGCGCGCUGAACAUCAUCGCACUGCAUUUCGUCUCUAUGGAAUACUCAUUGCAUUAUUCAUGAUUGUGGAGCGUGUGUAUUGAUGGGAGAGUUGUGAUAGCACGCGUGAUAUGGAAGAAGACGACUGGGAUAAUCCGGCACCGCCGCUAUCCCGCAGUGACCGCAUCCAGCGGAUCACCUCACCCGACAGCACACUGCAGCGCCCACCGCGGGCGGUGGCUCCCACGGGCCAUCCGCCCGUUUUCCAUGUGGGAUCCACGGGUUCAUUGGCCCGCUCAGCGCAGCAGCAGCAACUGCAGUUAGCCGCCGGCUUCCAUCCCCUGGAUGUCGGUCUCCUCGAUCCGGGGCAUGUGGCCACCCUGCGGCGGCAAGCGCACUUGCUGGCCCUGCAAGCAGCUCACACUAACUCCCUGCCCCGCGGCGGCGUCAAUCCUCAGUUUGGGCUGCCGGUCCCGGUCUCGCCCACCACGUCGCAUCGCAUCCUGAAUCAGCGGUACAAACAGGCUGCCAGCCUCCCGCCCACCGCUGGCACGAGGGUGACCAGUCCAACGGCGGCGGCACAGCGGCUGGAGAUGGGCCUGGACAAGGAGGGAACGCUGCGCAGGGGGCCGUAUUGGGGGCAGGUCAAUGGGAGUUAUGAUCCCUAUUCGGUGGCCGGAGGCGGGACGGGAGGAUAUCCGGGCGACGGGAGCACCUCCAGUUACGCCCGGGUGGGACAUAAUCGCCAGAGUGGACUACCAUCACAUCCGCCGCAACCACAGACUGCGGAGCCCAUAUACAACCUGCAGCAUGACGAGAGCACCAGUCUGACCUCCCAGAAGACAUCUCGCACGCAGACAAGCAUGCUCACCAAAUCGGCCCCCACUCCCUCCGGUUCGGGGGGCUCCGGGAGUGGGGGCUCGGGCGGCAUCCCGGCACCGAAACCCUCGAUGGACGGCAGCGGUUCCACAACGUUAUCAGCCUCCGCCAAAUACGCCGAGUACAUCUCCAGCCUGGAGAAGUAUCAGCAUCCACCACCGUCCAAACGGCACGUCACCUUCAUCAAGUACCGCGGCCGGCAAUGCACCAUCGGGAUGCUGGCUGUCUUCGCCCUGCUGGUCAUUGGGCUGGUGGUGGCCCCUGUUGUUUACUUCACAGCCUUUGCCAAUAAGAGUCAGAACGCGGAUUCCAGUGCAGAGACGCGGCUGACCAACUUCAUCAACGGACAGAUUACGCUGGACACCACGCAUGGUGCCUACGCGGAUCUCAUGACAGAUCCCGCCCGGCCCCCCGACGACGCCGGCUUAAAACGGGUUCAACGUGAUAUGGAAAAUUUGCUCAAAGAUGUUCUGCAUGGACCUGGCGGCUUCGCCGCUGACGAGGUGAACUCUGUGAUGGUCUCGCAACCGCAGCGGCCGGACACGCAUCAGAUCUUCCUCCGCUUUCAAGUGCUCCUCUCCAGCUCCAUGUCGUUGGACGCCGCCGAAGCCAAAACCUCCAAAGCUUUCGCCAGCGCCACCAGCACGGAUCCGCUGGGGACUAAUCUUAAAACCACACCCAUCAUCGCCAAUUCCCUCUUCUACAGAGCGGUUCCGCAGUCCAACUCCACCUCCGCCGCUGCUGCGGACUUGCAGUUGCUUCCGCCGAUCGAUGACACCGGGAAUGCGCCGCGACCGACACCCACACUGCGCCAUCCGACCGUGGGAACCACCGGCAGCACCCCCGCGCCGCCAAUGACACCCCCACCACCGGCCAGCAGCCCCAUGACGACACGGGCGACUACCACUACCUCGACGAUGACGACGACGACCACAACCACCACCCCGCGAACCACCACGACCCCGUCGACCACUCCCCGUACAUCCCCGGCGCUGCUGAUGAACCCGGACGACGAGACCUUCAGUGUAGCCGGGAAAGUGCCCAACCGAAAACCCACUCGACCUCCCGAGACUACCGCCUGGGCGCCGGAGACCCCAACGUUUGCUUUUACUCUGCCACAGUCACCGACGUUCGCUUUCACCCCACCCCCGCCGGCCCCGAGUGUCUUCACGCGUCCCUUGACUACCCCAGCGUUAACGACGAAGGUGGUGAUGCCGGAGUUUGUUCCGACCAGUAUGGAACCUAACCGCAUGAGCAGCGCACCCGAGUCCACCUGGCCAGUGACGCAGCCACAGGGCGCGCCGCAGUUCACCGGGCCGCAGUUUAUCCAGGUGUUUGACCCGCAGGCCGGAACCAGUCGGGCGCCGGGCUUCCUCCCGGAGCUUCCCGACUUCCCACCGCAUCAACAACAGUUUAACAAUUUCAACAAUCAGAACUUUCAGCCGCAACCGGAAUCUGGACAACGGCCUCCACCCCCGAUGGACAACGCUUUCCAUCCGUUGCCGUUCAAUCGAUUCUCCUUAGAUGACGCCAACGCUCAGGCGGCGUCGGAGACGACGGUGUUGACGACAAAGAGUACUACUACGACGAAAAAGGCACCGACUACCUCGACGACGGCGGCACCCACCACCACGGUGGCGGUUACAACGAGUAUGCCGAAAGGUGGGGAGAUGAUGAGAGAGGAGGAAAGGACGAUUGCGCCGGAGAAGAGGGAAUUUUCCGCCGGCACGGAUUCGGCCAAUCUGCCCAGCCGGGCUGGGGAGUUUGUCAAAGAUGUCGGGGAUUUCGGGGAAGCCUUUGCCUCAACGGCGCCGCUCUUAGUCUCGGAAUGGGGCAACUGGAGCGAAUGGGGCGCGUGUUCGUCACCGCGGUGCAGCAGCGACGGCUUUCAGAUGCGGACGCGCGCGUGUUUGACGUCAGUUAACGGCGCACCGGCCAUUGCUGACCAUGAUGCUUCCUGCACGGUCAACGGAGGGCAGGGCAUUGAGGCACGGCCCUGUGUGUGUGAGAGUGCUGCCCUGCCGGUGACCGAACUGCCGCCGGAGGAUGAAACUUACCUGCCCGAACCGGUACCCUCCACGGUGGCCAUUGUCAGCACAUCGCCUGCAGCCAAAAUCAGUCCUGUGACCUGGUCGGAAUGGACUGAGUGGUCGGUGUGCUCCAUCGCCCCGUGUCAUCCCAGCGGCAUCCAGACCCGGCACCGUACCUGCCGCCUGGACGCCCAGCAAGUCCCUGAUGAAAUGUGUUUGGCUGCUGAGGGCGCUGCAGUGGAGACGCGACCCUGCGACUGUCCGCUCGAGACGGUGACCCCGCCGGGCGGGGAAGCCGAGGCUGUGACGACGCCCACCUUUGUGCGGCCCUCGACGGGUGCCCGUGACGGCGCAGUGCAGCCGCAACGGAACUUCAACAUGCAGAUCCAGAAUCGGCCGUUGCAAAAACGCCCAGCAACCAAUAGUCUACCGCGAACCUGCACCUUCUACGAGAAGCCCUGCAAUAAUGGACAGUGUAUUCUUUCGUAUCGAGUCUGUGAUGGUUUUCCUGAUUGCUCUGAUGGAAGUGAUGAGCCGCUGGGCUGUGGCCGCUGUUUCAGUGGCGAAUUCAAGUGCACGAAUGGCCGUUGCAUCAGCGAGUCUCUAGUUUGUGAUGGAAAGGACAAUUGUGGAGACGGUACUGACGAGUUCUUCUGCUAGACGAGUAGACGACACAUCGGUCGGCACCCGCUGACCUGCGAGAGCGGUGCUGACCUUUGUGGCAAAUGGGGUGAUUGCCUGUGCUGAUGCGCUGACGCAUGCCUGGCUAUCCUCGGGUGAUUUGGGAUUUGUUGCUCCCUCCUCUGUGUGUGUUUUUUAUUGCUCCAUUCAGCCGCGCCUUCCUUUCAAUGUGCCUGCUUUGAAAUGCGCAACACACUGCUAAGACGAUUUUUAGAAUUUUUAUGCCUCAAUUCUUAGCUUCUCGUUACACAAUUAUAUUCCUCUGUAUUAUUUUUCAAGAAAUAAAACGCUG